Messenger RNA from Zophobas morio, 954 nucleotides. RefSeq names its product cysteine dioxygenase type 1. NCBI's taxonomy places the organism in Eukaryota, Metazoa, Arthropoda, Insecta, Coleoptera, Tenebrionidae. Gene Ontology annotation, molecular function: cysteine dioxygenase activity; ferrous iron binding. Bases 49 to 804 code for a protein of 251 amino acids. Gene Ontology annotation, biological process: L-cysteine catabolic process. The record is from RefSeq and is a predicted model, not a curated record. The transcript is spliced from 4 exons.
UUAACUUUGACCUGAGAUAAGAAGACUGAAGAAGUUAUCGGCAUAUCAAUGGUGAAGUCUGGUUUUGUUCAAGAGAAACAAAACGACACUCGUGUUCGACUGGAAAACAUCAACAAUUAUUCGAUCAUGUCGCUGUGCGAAUAUAAGAAAAAUAUCCGGGAUGGCAGUGAUGAAAUUUUGGAAGCUAAGCUUUGUAAGCACUUGGGGAAUGGUUUACCUGUUGUUUGCAAUCUCAGCGAUCUUAUAAAAGAGUUACGGUUGAUAUUUGAGUGCGAAUCUGUCAAUGUUGAGUUAGUGAGUUACCUGAUGAAGUCGUACAAAUCGAAUCCUGUUGACUGGAAGAAAUACGCAAAGUUUGACAGAUAUAGAUAUACACGCAACUUGGUUGACAAGGGCAACGACAGAUACAAUUUAAUGAUUCUUUGUUGGGGUGAAGGUCAUGGUUCAGCUAUCCACGACCACGCCAAUGCUCACUGUUUUAUGAAAAUUCUUCAAGGAUCCCUUGAAGAAGUAAGAUUUGCGUGGCCGGACGAAGAAGGUCAAGAACUCAGGCAAACGAAAAGGACGUCGCUUAAUCUGAAUGACGUGUGCUACAUGAAUGAUUCCCUGGGUUUACACCGAGUUGAAAACGCUUCUAACGUCGAUACAGCGAUUAGUUUGCACUUGUACUGUCCCCCGUAUGAUCAGUGUUCAAUAUUUAAUCAAAAUACGGGGCAAAAGUCGACCGUCACGACCACUUUCUACUCGAUAUAUGGGAAGCGAAAUAAGGAUAACAAGGAAAUUGUGCAGCCUGAGGACAACUAAAACAAUAGCACUUUCACUCAGCUCUUCGUUUAUUAUUAUCAUUAAGAAAAUAAUAUAUUGUAUAAAUCAAUAGUUAUAAAUAACUUUUUUUUUAUUUAAAACUUUUAAUGAGAAUAUAACAAAAAAUAUAUAAAUUGCUAUUAUCUUCUA